AUGGUCGGGGAAAUUGCAAAAUUACGAUGUCAGCUUGUGAAAGCGCAGCAGCUUCGAGAGGAAGCACAGCUACGCCAGAAGAAACUAGAGUUACACCAGAAAGAUACAGAGCGUCAAGCUGAGCUGAAUUCAUUAUCUGGAUUGCUAAAUGGCUGCCACAAGCUCUCCCAGGCAAUCCGUGUCACAACAAAUGUGACGUUGAUACCGGAAGAUACCACCAAUCCAGUUAAUAGGUUGUUCCCCAGGCGUAUCCGGCACUGGAAUGAGUUUCCUGAAGUACAAGAGAAGAUAUGGGAUAGGUUAAAUCGUGAUCGUACGUUCACUCGCAAGCGCCGCUUUCGGAACAAUUACUUCCUUGACGAGAUCCACAAGCACACGCGGAGGCAUACGAUCUUUUCCGAGGCAUCCUUACAUGACUUUCAAAGGGAUACUAUGGAAAGGUUUGUGAAUGAUAUCCUUGAUGCUCUGCUACAGGACCAUACUCUUCGCCGAGAGUUUCGACUUGAAGGAAGACGACGGAAUCGGAGUGCGGAUCAGUUUUGCGUGCAUGUUGCCUCUGAUGAGCGACGAAUCCCUGCUUAUGCAGUGGAGUUCAAGGCACCACAUAAGCUAAGAAUUCCAGACUUAAUCUCGGGGCUACAUGAAAUGGAACCUGAGCGGGAUGUUAUUGAUAAAAAGGGUGAUACGUUCGAAUUUCAUGCUAGCCACUUGGUCGCUGCAGCAAUCACACAGCUUUUCUCCUACAUGGUGGACAGUGGGGUUCGAAACGGAUACAUUUGCACUGGAGAGGCCUACGUUUUCCUCCACAUUGCUGACGACCCGACGGUAGUCUAUUAUUACCUGUGCGUCCCUAAUAGAGAUGUCAAUCCCGAGGACAAGUAUCAUCUCCAUCGAACCGCUGUGGCCCAGGUGCUUGCUUUUACACUCAACGCGUUGGCCGCCGAACAGCCAUCUCAAGAUUGGUUUGAUGCCGCCCGGAAGAACCUCUCCACUUGGAAGGUGGAAUAUCUUCACAUUCUGAAGAAUAUUCCAGAGACAAUCCGAAAAGAUCCUCCCUAUUUUGAAUACAAACCUUCAGACUGGAAACCCGUUGAGCGAUCUCCAUAUCACACACGGUCGCGAGGCCGUUGUCAGCCUAACCAGAAAACGUGUCAAGGAAGCUUAAAAAGGAAUAUCGCAUAUGAAGAUGAUUUUCCGCCACCAUACCCUGCCCCAGCGACACGCGCGCAAAAUAAUCUCGCUGGCUCAAGUAAUCCCAAUAGAGGAUCGAAUACGAGGAAGUACUGCACCAUGGUGUGUCUUCGAGGCUUGCUUACAAGGGGUCACUUGGACUUUCAAUGCCCAAAUGUUCAUCAACACGGCCCUGUGAGACACCAAAUCAAUUCGAGAGACUUUACGCGUAGGUUACAUGCUCAGCUGCGGCAAGACCGACACAAAGGCUUUGAGCAACUACAUAUUCGCGGUCGAACGGGUUUUCUGCUCAAGGCUACCUUGCUUUCCCAUGGAUACACGGUGAUUAUAAAGGUCACCACCGAAGCAAGACAGCAUAAUCUACGAAAGGAAAUCGACGCCUAUGGGUCUCUGCUGCAGUUACAAGGCCAUUCCAUACCGGUUCAUAUCGGUAGCUUCCAACCCCGCAUGCCAUAUUGGUAUCAUGGCGAGCGUAUGUCGUAUAUGAUGAUCCUCAGCUGGUCUGGGAUCCGUAUGGAAACCCUGCUUAUGCAAAAUGAUGCCAAUGCUUCUCUGUUCUCUCAGGAACGCAUUAAGCUCCGAAAAAUCCUUCGAUCUCAUGGUAUAGUCCACGGAGACCUCGAAUAUCGCAACAUUCUGUGGAAUGAUAGCCUUGGGCAUGCUAUCGUGAUCGACUUUGAGGACGUGACCUGGGUAAAGAACCGACAGCCACUUGGGCCAACUUCGGGAAAUGUGGCCAGGGGUAAUGCUUCUGAUAAACGGGGCAAUUUGCAUGGCCAUAAUACACUUCCAUCGGCGCCCCGUCCCCAACCUAAUACCAUCGAGAAUUACUCAAUGAACAGAUCACUAAAUAUGAGAGGUGGCAAUCGGAAGCCAUUGAAUAUAUCCCUAACAUAG
Messenger RNA from Aspergillus oryzae RIB40, 2088 nucleotides. RefSeq lists its product as uncharacterized. The record is from RefSeq and is a predicted model, not a curated record. NCBI's taxonomy places the organism in Eukaryota, Fungi, Ascomycota, Eurotiomycetes, Eurotiales, Aspergillaceae. The transcript has a single exon. Bases 1 to 2088 code for a protein of 695 amino acids.